CCCUGAAGGCUUCGGGCGUCCUGCUCCGAGCAAGAAAGAGUUAAAGAAACAAAGUAACGCGAAACUCUCGCUUGACAGAGUUUGUCCGCUACAGGCCGCCGUAGCAGCUGUAGCUGGGCUGACAGCGUGUGAUCAUGGCUGCUGCCCGAGCGGGCAAGCUGGAACCGAGCGGAGGCGACGCGCAGGAGGAGGAGGAGGAGGAGAACAUCCUCUAUGACUUGCUGAUCAACACCGAAUGGCCGCCGGAGACCGAGGUCCAGCCCAGAGGCAGCCGGAAGCAUGGAGCAUCAUUUAUCAUCACUAGAGCAAUUACAGGCCCUGCCUUAUUUUUGCUACAAUAUUUGUGGUAUAGACCUGUGAAAUCCUCGCUUCCUCAUGGACUCAUCCGCCUGGUCAGUAAGCAGAUCAGUUGGCAUGUGGUGCUCGCAAGCAAUGGAAAACUGUUAGCGGUUGUUCAAGACCAGUGCAUAGAGAUAAGGUCUGCAAAGGAUGAAUUUGGGUCUGUCAUUGGGAAAUGUCAAGUCCCAAAGGAUCCGAACCCACAGUGGAGACGUGUGGCAUGGAGUCAUGAUUGCACUUUGCUGGCCUAUGGUGAAAGCACAGGCACUGUGAGAGUAUUCGAUUUGGUUGGUAGUGAACUCCUGGUCAUCUCACCGGGUACCAGCUGCCCAGGAGACCUAACCUAUGCUAUUGCAGGAUUGAUCUUUCUGGAAUACAAAGCAAGUGCCCAGUGGUCAGCUGAACUUCUCGUCAUCAAUUACCGUGGGGAAUUAACAAGUUACCUUGUGAGCGUUGGAACAAAUCAACACUUCCAAGAGAGCCAUAGUUUCAGCUUCAGCAGCCAUUACAUCCAUGGAAUAACUGCAGUGAUCUUUCACCCUACACACCGACUUUUGAUUAUAGGUGGCUGUGAAAUGGAUGAGGAUGGAACGGGAGUAUCCAAAGCCGGUAGCUGUGGUCUGUCAGCAUGGAGAGUUCUUUCGGGAGUACCCUAUUAUAAGCAGGUCACAAGCUAUGAGGAUGAUAUUGGGACAGCUAAGAGAAGGUCAUUGUUCAAGUUUAUGAAUCUCAGAUUUUACCACAGGCAAAGAAGAGAGCAGGAUGGCGUAUUCAAGAUGAGCCUUUCUCCAGAUGGUACUCGGCUAGCAGCUGUUCACUUCUCUGGAAAGUUGACAAUCUGGGGAAUUCCUUCUCUCAGACAACAAGGAGAAUGGGAACAAAGUGACCAGCCAGGUUAUGAUGAAAUCAAGCCAGAAUGGAGACUUUCUCUUGAAAAACGGAAGAAAAUUAAAGACAAGGAAUCUUACUACCCACUGAUAGAUGUAAACUGGUGGGCAGAGAACGCUGUCAUUUUGGCUCGCUGUUCAGGUGCUUUGACAGUGUCGUCAGUGAAAACCUUGAAAAACUUGUUGGGGAAAUCUUGUGAAUGGUUUGAAAGUUCCCCUCAGGUCACUUCGGCUCAUGAUGGAGGAUUCCUAAGCCUGGAGUGUGAGGUGAAGCUAGUUCCAAAGAGAUUGCGCCUGGAUAGCAGACCUGGUGAUGAAGAUGAAGGAGAAGAUGACUCUGAUUCUGAUGAUGAAACUUCUGCUAAGGCCCGGUAUUUUGGCUAUCUUAAGCAAGGCCUGUAUUUUGUAACUGAAAUGGAGCGGUUUGCUCCCCCUAGGAAGCGCCCACGCACCAUUAUAAAGAAUUACCGUCUUGUGAACCUGAGGUCCACAACCCCUGAGGAGCUGUACCAAAGAAAGAUUGAUAAUGAAGAGUACGGAGAAGCUUUGUCACUAGCUCAAACAUAUGACCUUGAUUCUGACCUUGUAUAUCAGAGGCAGUGGAGGAAAUCUGCUGUUAGCAUUGCGUCUAUUCAAGAUUAUCUGAGCAAAAUUAAAAAACGUUCUUGGGUUCUUCAUGAGUGCCUGGAAAGAGUUCCUGAGAAUGUGGAUGCUGCUAAAGAGUUGCUGCAGUAUGGCUUAAAAGGGACAGACCUGGAGGCUCUCAUAGCCAUAAGGAAAGGAGAAGAUGGUGGCAGAUUUAUCUUGCCAGGUGAUGUGGACAUUGAUGAACUGCUUUAUGAAGAGUUUUUAACUCCUGAGGAAGAAGCAGAGAGUAGGAAGGAGCGGGAAGCUAUGAAGCGUCAGGAACUUCUUCAAUCAGUAAACUUCUCCAAGUUAACUUUGGAACAGAAAGAGCUUUGUCGUAGCCGGUUGAAACUACUAACCUUUCUGGAUCGGCUAGCAACAUAUGAGGAGAUCCUUGGAGGACCACAUGAUGCUGAGCAGAGAUACGAUGCAGAGUUCUUCAAGAAGUUCCGAAAUCAAAACAUUGUUCUUUCUGCAAGAACGUAUGCUCGGGAAAGCAAUGUAAGAGCACUGGAGAUUUUGUUCACGUACCAUGGAUCUGACUUGCUUCCGCAUCGGUUGGCAAUUCUCUCUAAUUUUCCAGAGACCACCUCUCCACAUGAAUAUUCCUUUUUGCUGCCUGAAGCUUGCUACAAAGAUGGUGCACUGAAGAUUCUUCCCUGGAAUGAGCAGAAGCACAGGGAAGAAGACUGGUGUGAAAGACCACCAUGCAGACUGACUGUUGAACCAGCUCUUCAAGACGAAGGUGAAUUUUUAUAUGACUCUCAACCAGAAUUGUUGAAGUAUAGGACCACUGAGCUUUCAAUAAGCAUGGUUACAGACUGGUACUGGAAAAGAGCAGAGGAAAUAGAAAACUACUCCAUGCAGGUGGAUUGUGCUCUUUCUCUGGUCCGCCUUGGCAUGGAGAGGAACAUUCCUGGUCUUCAUUCUCUCUGUGACAAUCUGAUUACACUGGAGACACUGGUUUAUGAGACUGGAUGCGACAUAACUCUGACCUUGAAGGAGCUACAGCAGAUGAAGGACAUCGAGAAACUAAACCUGUUAAUGCUGAACUCAUCAGAAGACAGGUACGUGAAAAACGCUUACCAGUGGAUGGUCCCAUUUCUCCACCGCUGUGAAAAAGAGUCUCCUGGCAUUGCCAAUAAGCUUUUGAAAGAGUAUUUGGUCACUUUGGCUAAAGAAGACCUAACAUUUCCUCUGAAAAUAUUUGAGCAUUCAAAGCCAUCAUGUCAGCAAAAGAUCAUUUCCGAUCAAGACCUGUUGAUGAUGAUUGCUUUAGAAUGCAUCUACAGUUGCAAACGUGAUAACCAGCUGUCUCUGUGCUAUGAUAUCUUGGAAUGUCUCCCCCAGAGAGGUUACGGCCCUGAAACAGACAUUACUAAUAAUCUGCAUGAUCAAGUUGAUGAACUGGAACAAAUUCUUAGUGUCUCAGAACUUCUGGAGAAGCACGGGCUCCAGAAACCCAUCUCAUUUGUAAAAGACACGCAAAACAGCCCAGAAGAAGCACGGAAGCUGAUGAUUAGGUUGACCAGGCACACAGGCCGCAAACAACCUCCUGUUAAUGAGACACACUGGAUGGGAUUGUUGCAAGAUAUGUUGGAAAUGCAGCGGAACGUCUACACUUGCUUAGAAGCAGAUACUUGCUAUGAGAUAUUUACAGAAAGCCUUCUGUGUUCAAGCCGGCUGGAGAACAUCCACUUAGCUGGGCAAAUGAUGCAUUGCAGUGUUUGGUCAAUAGAUCCUCCAGUUAGUGUUGCUUCGAAAGGAAAACCUCAGUACAGAGUCUGCUAUGAGAAAAGCAUUGAACUGGUUUUGGCUGCUAGCAGAGAGUACUUUAAUUCUUCAACCAGUCUGACAGAUCCUUGCAUGGAUUUGGCCAGGUCCUGCUUACAGCUCAUUACAGAUUGUCCAUCUGUUAUACAAGAGGAAUUGGAUCUCAUUCGUGCUCUGAGCUACCUUGAAGAAUUCAGUGUAAAAAUCUUGCCAUUACAAGUGCGGCUAUGUUCUGAUCGACUCAGCCUUAUCAAGGAAUGCCUCUUGCAGCAGCCUACAAACUACAAGCAAUCUGCCAAGCUCUUGGGACUUGCAAAUCUGCUGAAGGUUGCAGGUGAUGACCAGAUAGAAAGAAAAGGACAAGUUUUGAUUCUUUUAGUGGAACAAGCUCUCCAGUUUGAGGAUUACAAAGCAGCAAAUAUGCAUUGCCAAGAGCUUAUGGCUUCAGGCUACUCUAAGAGCUGGGAAGUUUGCAGCCAGUUAGGACAAUCGGAGGGUUAUCAGGACAUGGCCGUUCGGCAGGAGCUCAUAGCCUACGCUCUGACACAUUGUCCACCAAGUGUGAUAGAACCUCUGCUGGCAGCAAGCAGCACUCUGCAAACUGAGAUUCUUUACCAAGCAGUCAACUACCAGAUACGGCCUUCUGAAAAGGGGGAGAACAUAAAUACCUCCAGAUCACCAGAUGGAAUCAAAAUAGAGACUCCUGUAGAAGUAGCUACCAGCAUUUCUUCCAGUCAAUCUGCUGACCUACUGCAGUGGACCACAGCUAAAACCAUGAAGGUUCUUUCCAAUACAACUCUGACCACAAAAGCCGUGCUGCAUGCUGUCAGUGAUCGACAGUGGUGGAAGAAGUCACUAACUUACCUUCGGCCAUUACAUGAUCAAGAAUUUGGAGAUGUAUUAAAAGGGACUGCUGGAGCAAAUGCAGCAAUAGAAAAGCAAGGCUGCCAUCCAUUUUAUGAAGCUCUGAUCGAUAAUCCAUACCUUGCAGAUAAUGAAGUUACUUAUACCUCAUACCAGCACAGCCCUUCGGAAAGUUUUGCAGAGGUAUUGCUGCGGACAGGAAAACUUGCAGAAACUAGAAGUGAAGGGCAGGAUCGGUUUCCUGUCACAGAAGUCCUUUUACAGCUGGCCAGUGAAGCUUUGCCAAAUGAUAUGACUUUAGCACUGGCCUACUUACUUGCAUUACCACAGGUCGUUGAUGCCAACAAGUGCUUUGAAAAACAAUCUCCUUCUGCUUUAUCUCUCCAGCUGGCAAGUUAUUACUAUAGCCUGCAGAUCUAUGCUCAUUUGGAACCAUGUUUCAAGGACAAAUGCCAUCCCCUUUACAGGGCUGACCCCAGAGAAUUAAUUCAGAUGGUAACAAAGCAUGUUACCCAGUCCGGCUGUGCGGAGUGGCCUGAUGAAAUAGCCACUCUGAUCAAGCAUCUUCAAUACUACAAUGAGCGGCUCUUGGACUUCACCCAGGCUCAGAUUCUUCAAGGUCUCGGCAAAGGAGUGGAUGUCCAGAGGUUUACAGCAGAUGGGCAGUACAAGAGGGAAACUAUAUUAGGUUUGGCAGAAACGCUUGAAGAAAAUGUGUACAAAAUAGCCCUCUCCUUGGCUCAGCGUUACAGUGUCCCACUCUGGGAAGUUCACAUGACACAUCUGGAAUUUCUUUUCAGUGACAGUGGUUUAUCCACAACAGAAAUAGAAGAGAGAGCUCAAAGUCUUGGUCUGUUUGAGACUUUGAAAUCUGUCCCUGAAGCCUUUCAUGAGCACAUGGCAAAAUAUGUAUACCCAACUAUUGAAGGUAGAGAUCACCAGCGUCUGCUGUAUUAUUUCACACUCCUUGAGAAUUGUGCCUGUUCCGAAUUUGUGAAACAUGCUAUCAAACCUGAAACUCACAUACGUCUGCUGAAAAAAUUCAAGGCAGUUUCUCCAGGACUCAAUUACAAAAAGCUAACAGAAGAAAAUGUGAGUCCUCUGGCAGCUUUGGAACCUAUCCUCACGAGUCAAAAUAUUCUAUCAAUUUCCAAGCUCGCUCCUAAAAUUCCUGAAAAAGAUGAACAGAUGCUUUCCCCAAGUUCUGUUUAUGCCAUUUGGAUUAAAAAACUCUUCUGGAAUGGGGAUCCCCAUCUUAUUAAAAAAGUUCCAGAAACCAUAGCAGAAUGGUUACAUUCCUACGAUGUCUGUGCCAAGUACUUUGAUAGACUUCGCCCAGGAGAUAUUACCAAUUUCAUGGAUGAAAUUACUUUUUCCUCCAAAGCUGUCACCAAGCUGUCCGUAGAUUCCCGGGUGGAGAUGACAAAGAAGGCUAUUAAAUCAGUGAAACACAUUGCUGAAAAAGCUGGAAAAGGGACUUCUGAGGAGGACAGCAUAGAAGGCGUGGUUAACAGGGAAAUUAGUUACGAGGAUGCCCUGAAUCACCUGCGGCAGUCUCUUGCACAUCUGGAAACACUUAGCCACAGCUUUAUUUCUUACCUGAAAAACAGUGACCAGAAUAUACUUCGGGAAUAUGGACAUCAGUAUGAUUUAUCCAGGUCGGAAAAAGAGAAAAUCAAUGAGCAAGCUGUAACUAUGUGCAUAGAUGGUCAGCCCCUGGAUAUGAUCCAGAAGUUAUUGAGUGUUGCUGUUGGCGAUCUGGGACUCUCACCUAGAGAUGUAGUGCAGACAGCUGUGAACAAAGUGGUUGCUGCUUUAAGCGAAGAUGGAGUUCAAUAUUCUUUCAAAACAGACCCUUUCCAAAUAUUAGAAGGUAUUGUCUCAGCUGUCCACACAAGUGCUGAGAAUGGGGAGAACCUUGUCUCUUCAGAAGAUCUCUUGGCUUGGCUGAGACCUUUCUGUGGGGAUGAUUCCUUGCCAGUGAAGCCCCGCAUUACCGUGCUGCAGAUCUUGGAGCAAGCCUUCCACCUCAGUGAUGAGGACAGUAAGUUGCUGGUGCUCUUCAGAACUCAAGCUGUCCUCAAAGCCUGUUGGCCACAGACUCAGGUAGAAAUAACUGAUAUUGAAAAUGAAGAAAAGAGGUACGCUCUCUUCCUAAAACUUUUGGAAACCAGUGAAAACACUGCAGAAUUUCAGCAUUUAGUUAUGUUGCUACAAGCUUGGCCACCUAUGAAAAGUCCAAAUGUAGCAUGCCCAAGUAGUAAUCCUUGGGUGAAAUUGGGAACAGUGAUGCUUAUGAAAUGCCCGCAGGAGAAUAAGGAGCACAUCGGGAGUGAGAUUCUGAAAACCUGCCGUUCCAUAUAUGAGACACAGCACACGCUGUCAGCAGAGUGCAUCAAAGAACUCUGUAUGCUGCUACUUAACCAGUCCCUUCUGCUGCCAUCCUUGAAGCUGCUUCUGGAAAGCAGAGAUCAAGAUCUUCAUGCUGUGGCGUUGGAGCAGAUAGCAGCAAUUGCCCAGGUUGAUGCUUCCAACUGUGAUUCUGAACUCCUUUCACUGCUGCUGGAUGAGAAAUUAGUGGUGAAGUGCGCAUCAACUGUCUUCUAUGCUCACCUGGUUGACCAUCUGCUGGCCAAGCAAGAGGAGGGACGCUGGGAUGUGGCAGAAAUAACGAAACAACUGCAGGAAGCAGGCUUCAUCGCAGAGGCGGGCUCUCUCCUGAUGGCCCAUAAAGGAACUCAUCCCGCACUCCAAACUUUUGGUGCAGCCCUCAGUGCUGUGAAGCACUGGAUUUAACCAGCAGGGCAUGUCAGAUGACAUGUGGUGCCUGUUCCAGCUGCCCCAGUCUCAGGUGAAAAUCCUGCCGAAGAGACGCUGUGUGAAGUCAGGGGCUUCAAGCUAACCCAUGUCGCCUGGCAUGGUUUAAAAGGCUAACAGUGUGCAUGCUUAAGCAUUCCCUUGCAUUGUCUGUGUCCUGUCAGUAACCCUUGCCAUAUGGGUAGGAAGUAGAACACCCCAGAAGGAUGAAAUGCAUUCAGUGUGACCCAUGAAGGAUAUUCUGGUGAAAAAACCUCUUUCAGGUUGCCCCGUAAUAGACAUUAGGGAUUGUACCACACGGCUUCAUCUCCAGUGUAAAGGGAUAUAUUUAAUCAAAAGUGGAGAUGAGUAGAACUAAUAACCUAACUUAAGAAGGACAUGUCUAAGGAGGGCAUUUAGGAUGCUAUUCCAUGCAAGCUUAGGCAGAAAGAGGCCUUUUUUCCUGUCUAAACUUGCUAGCACUGUGCCUUUAAUGACAUUUAAGAGUUCGUAUGUCACCUAGUUUGGAAGUUAGAUUCGUUUGCUUUCUUUAAUUAAAGGCCUUCUUUUCAACCA
This is a messenger RNA of Varanus komodoensis (Komodo dragon), 7862 nucleotides long. It is a transcript of the gene NBAS, whose product is annotated as NBAS subunit of NRZ tethering complex. The record is from RefSeq and is a predicted model, not a curated record. Lineage: Eukaryota; Metazoa; Chordata; Lepidosauria; Squamata; Varanidae. Gene Ontology annotation, molecular function: SNARE binding. Bases 135 to 7286 code for a protein of 2383 amino acids. Gene Ontology annotation, biological process: retrograde vesicle-mediated transport, Golgi to endoplasmic reticulum. Gene Ontology annotation, cellular component: endoplasmic reticulum membrane; Dsl1/NZR complex. The transcript is spliced from 52 exons.